Molecule: messenger RNA, 1137 nt
Organism: Acanthosepion pharaonis
Lineage: Eukaryota; Metazoa; Mollusca; Cephalopoda; Sepiida; Sepiidae
Source: the annotation of a GenBank genome assembly
AUGGGAACUGAAACAACGCCAGCGCCAUUAUGUGACGCCGGGAACAUUCUUUUGUUUGCCGCCAUUAACCCUGGAAACACAACACACCUUCCGUUGCACCAAAUACACGUAUUGUCUUAUCUUUCUUUUCAUAUCCAUCCUCUUUUGUCAUACGACGGGGAAACAGAUUUCGCCUUUUAUUCUUUCUUUCAUUUUUUUCUAUUUACAGUUUCUUUCUUUUCAGAUUCCAAUUAUCUUUUUUUAUCAACGUUCUCAUUUUUCUUUCUUCCUUUCCUUCUUUCUGUUAAACUUUUUAAUUUACUUUCUCUAUAUUUCUUUCUUUCGCAUGAGAUUUCUAAUUUUCUUUACUUGUUUCAAGUUUCCUUCUUUCAUGUUGAUUCUUCUUUUUUCUUUCUUUCUUUCUUUCUUUCUGUCAUUCUUUCUUUCAUUCUUUCUUUCAUUCAUUCUUUCUUUCAUUCUUUCUUUCUUUCUUUCUUUCUGUCAUUCUUUCUUUCAUUCUUUCUUUCUUUCUUUCUUUCUGUCAUUCUUUCUUUCUUUCUUUCUUUCUUUCUCAUUAAACCAAUAAUUUUCUUUCUAUCCUACUUUCUUUGCUUUCUAAUUGUCUUUCUCUUUUUUCCUUUCUUCUUCCUCUUUUUUCUACUUGACAAGCUUUCAGAUUUUCUCUCUUUAUUCCUCUUUCUUUCCUCUCCCCCUUCUUUCCUUCAUUAUUUAAUUCAUGCUUCCAUUCUCCCUUCGUUUAAUUCUUUCUUUCUUUUUAUUCUCUUUUCCGAUUUCUAUUAUCUUUUUUAUGUCUUUUGGAUAAGAUUUCAACUUUUAUUCUUUCUUUUUUUUUUUGUAUUUACUUUUCUAACUUUCUACUUCAACCUUUCCUUUUUUUCCUGUCGAAUCUUCUUUCUUUCUUUCUUUCUCAUUAUAUCAAUAAUUUUCUUUCUAUCCUAUUUCUUUAGCUUUUUAAUUGUCUUUAUUUUUUGCUUCUUUCACUGUUUCCUUCUUUCUCAUCAUAUCGCCAUUUUUUCUCACCUGCCUUCUCGUUUGUUCACGUUUUUCGAUCGUUAUCGUUAUUUUCAUCAUUCUCCUUUCCUUUCCGUUUUUUGUCCUUGUUUUCCCAAUUUCUGCCUUCAUGUUCAUAUUUUUUAG